Messenger RNA from Brassica oleracea var. oleracea, 630 nucleotides. Its product is annotated as glutathione S-transferase T3-like. Lineage: Eukaryota; Viridiplantae; Streptophyta; Magnoliopsida; Brassicales; Brassicaceae. The transcript is spliced from 2 exons. The coding region runs from base 1 to 630 and encodes 209 amino acids. The record is from RefSeq and is a predicted model, not a curated record.
AUGGAUUUUAAUCCUUUUCGGGACAAUUCAAAGUUUGUUGAUCUACUUGAUAGUCAGCAAAAUGUAGUGUUUGGUAAUGUACCAGAUUGUGUAGACAUACCUUCAUCGCAAGACACGCCUGCAAAAGGGAAAGAACAAAGGGUUUGGACGCCAACUGGUGACCUUGUGCUCAUAAGCUCGUGGUUGAACACGAGCAAAGACCCCUUAGUAGGGAAUGAGCAAAAGUCAGCUGCUUUCUGGACUAUGAUUGCAGCGUACUUCUCGGCUAGUCCAAAGCUGGCUGGCUGUGAGAAAAGCAGUCUGCAACGAGGGAGAAAACUAGUGGACAAAAUGAGAAUGAUGUUCUCAAACAAGCCCACGAGAUCUUCUUCAACAACCAAAACAAGAAGUUCACCCUUGAACAUGCUUGGAAGGAGCUUCGAAAUGAUCAGAAGUGGUGUGAUGUUGCGACGUCUAAAAAGGAGAAAGUGCGAGGACGGUUCACAUACGGGAAGCUCUCAAGCUAUUGGAACCGAAACUGGUGAAGAGGAUCAAGUCACCAAACGUCCCAUGGGUGUGAAGGCAGAAAAAGCCCGUGGUAAGAGGACGAUGGUAGAGGAGAAGGACUUGGAUGAGUUUCAUAGCAUGUGA